AUGAACAAAUAUGAAAUACUUGGAAUCGUGGGUGAGGGAGCUUAUGGUGUAGUCUACAAAGCCAAAAAUAAGGAGACUGGAGAGCAAGGUAUAAAAUUUAGAUGCCUUUACUAAUUUUAUAAAGUUGCCAUUAAAAAAUUUAAAGAGUCAGCUGAUGAAGAUCAAAUAGUAAAAAAGACCACUUUGAGGGAAGUUAAAAUGCUGCGAUUGUUUGAGUACAUGGAUAAAAACCUAUUAGAAGUGCUUGAAGAAUAAGGGGGUAAUGGGUUGGAGCCUUUUCAAGUGAAAAAAUACAUCUAUCAAAUGUUGAGAUCAAUUAGCUACUGCCACGGAAUGAAUAUCAUGCAUAGAGACAUUAAGCCUGAAAAUCUGCUAAUUAAGCAUGAGACUUAGGAAUUAAAGGUAUGCGAUUUCGGAUUUGCCCGCUUCAUAAACAGUGCAAAGGAAAAUCAGGGACCAAGCUAACUUACCGAUUAUGUUGCAACGAGGUGGUAUAGAUCUCCUGAAUUACUUCUCAUUUCAGAUUCUUUGCAAUAUGGCAAAGAAGUAGAUAUCUGGGCAGUAGGUUGUAUAAUGGGAGAACUUACAGAUGGACAGCCUUUAUUUCCUGGAGAAUCAGAAGUAGAUCAACUGUUUGUUAUUUAGAAAGUUCUUGGAUCUCUGCCCUAAUUUUUGCAAGAAGAGUUUUAAAAGAAUCCCAGAUUCGUAGGACUUAAGUUUCCAGAUGUUUCGAAGCCUGAGACUCUCGAGAGAAGGUAUUCAAGCAAAAUGGGGGAAGUUGAGCUGAGUCUAAUGAAAGGCCUAUUGGAGAUGGACCCUAAUUUGAGGUUCUCAGCUGAGGAUGCUAUAAAUCAUGAAUACUUUGACGACAUCCGUUAGCAUGAAGAGUUGGAGUUUCUAUAAAAGCCUUUAUUGCUUAAUAAUAGGGCAUUAUCACCUGAUUUCAACAGUUAUGGAAAGACAUAAAAUCAGCUUAAAAAUACAUAUCAGCAGCAUCAAACAACGACAAUGAUUUAUGGAGGGGGUAUAUAAAAACCAAUUAAUGUAACUAAUAAGAAACAGCAAUAUCUAAAUUAGAUUAAUCAGAUGUAGGGAACUAAUAAUAAUUUAUCAUUUGCUGAUACGCAUUAUAACACUCAAAUAUCAAACAACAAUAACAACACAGCUGUGUUCAGCAACUUAAGUCAGCAAACUAACUUUGGAAACUUCCACAAUUAAAACAUUCAAUCUCUGUACAACAGCGGCGGCUAACUCUAAAAUGACUAUUCCUAUAAUAUUAAUUUGGAUGGCACUCCAGGCAAAAACUCAGGCAGUGGUAAUGUCUACAUGUAUCAAUAACCUACAUUCAUCCCUAACACCACUCACCUAAUCAUUUAAAAUACUUAGUCCAAUCAAAUGCAUAAUAGCAACAGCUAGAAUAACAAUUAGCAAACAAUACCUUAACAGUAGCAGUAAAUGCUUUCAUCUGUAAAUAGCCGCGUAUCACUUGAUAGAGAUGAUUACAUAUUUGAAAAUGUAACUUCACCUGAUUAACUUCUCAUGUAUUCCCAGUAGCAAUAGUAAUAACACCUAUCCUAUUUAAGAAGCAGUAGUAUAACCUCAAACUAAGGCUUUAAUAACAAUAACUAGAGAAUUAUGACUCAAGGUGGUAUAUAGAAGUAUCAAGGCCAAUCUCAAUCUCCACCUUCAAUCAGGCAAAAAUAUUAGCAGACCUAGCAUUAGCCUUAACAAAAUCAGCAAUACUAAAUCCCUAAUUCAACAUAUAAAGCUACCAAAAUCUAUCAACCAAUCAAUAAACAAAAGAAGUCCAAUCAAUAUACUAUGUACCAAUCUAAUCACAUGCCUCAGACAUAGCAUCGCCAAAGAGGUUAUAACUAUCCUCUUACUAACAACUAACCUUCCGAUACUGGUGCUGCUCCAGAUAAUAUAUUUGGAUCUCAAUUUAUAAUAAAUACUUCUGGAAACAGUUAAUUAAGUGGAUAUCCAAUGAUUUAUAAUCAGAGCAGUCCACAUAAUGGCCACAUUAUAUACAGUUCAUAAGAAAGAAAAAGAUCUUAGAUUAAGAAUCUUGCACCACUAGGAAGUCAUUACAAUCCAAGCGAUAUGAAUCUUCAAGGAUCUUAACUUUAGUACUUUUCACCUAACGAUAGAGAACCUAGGUCGCAUAGUAAAAAGCAAAUACGAGUGGCAAAUAAUGGAUAGAAUUAAAACUAAAACUCUCAAAUUUAAGCUGCAUUUUUAAAGUAAAAUUCAGCUUCAGCGUUUAAUGAGAAUGAAUAUACCUAUCAAAUACCUAGCAUACCAUCCUAGGCCAAGAUAGUGACUGGUAACGUGAUGACUAAUUCGCAAAUACUAUCUAUUGAUUCAGUAAACCGUCAAACUAGCGAAAGCUUUGUCCCUAAUACUAUCAACUUUAAUCACUCUCCUUCAAACUAAGGUUAUGGGCCUAAAUUCAAAAAGCUUAGUGACAUAAUGCUUUAACCUCCUGGUAGCUCUGGAAAUAAUCACAUGAGUGUACAGCAAAACUUUGAAUUAAACAGUAUAAAUAAUAUGACAUUUAGUAAUAACAACACUACAACCAAUACUAAUUUGACAUAGAGUAUGGCUGCUAACAACACUGCUAAUAAUACAGCAACAAACAAUAAUAGCAAUAUAAACAAUAACAAGAUUUCAAGCAUUGUUAGUAAUAAUAAUGAUUUUUCGCCAGCACAGAUGAUAAACAUCUCUAAAUAUACAUAAAGCAUGAGAUGA
Messenger RNA from Stylonychia lemnae, 2751 nucleotides. The record is from the annotation of a GenBank genome assembly. NCBI's taxonomy places the organism in Eukaryota, Ciliophora, Spirotrichea, Sporadotrichida, Oxytrichidae.